CCUCGGAUCCGGACGGAACCAUUUUGCCACUGUGCGUAGGGGGAAUUCUUAAAAACGUCGCAUUCUAUUUUUAAAACUUUAUACGCGAUUGUAUGUUGGCUAAAAUGAGUCUACUCAGAUAAUUUUUUCCUAGAAUUUAUAACAAUAUUUAUAAAACGUAACCCGUGUUUUAAUCGGAUUUCUUUAGAAAAGUCGACGAGCCUCCCCUAUCGGGUGAAGGGAGCGUGUGCGGGGACCUGAUGAAACAGGACAGUGGAGUGCCGGUGUAUUGCAUCAGUGCUUGGUGAAGUUUGAGGUUAGGUAAUUCCGUUUAAACGGUGUUUUAGUGAUUAUAGGUGGAUAUUUAGCUGUAUGGUUAGCUGGUAUUGUGUGUUGUAUGAUAGCUGAGUUAGAAUGUAUCCAGUAAGGCACUGCUCUUCGCUCAUACAGAGGGAUCUGGCCGCGCUUUGCCGCUCAUCACUGGGAUCUGCUCGGAAACCAGCCGCCGGCGUGAAGCCCUCGCUCUCCCCGCCUUCCCUGCGCGGUGUGUCCCGCUGUGCAGUGGCCUCCACCGGCCCGAGGCAGCUGACAACCAGCCGGUCUCCAUCAGCACAGGUGUGUCAGAUGGGCAGCAGCAGCAGCAGCAGAUUCUUCAGUUCUCUGGCUCAGUCUCUGAGCAGAGCGCCGCUGGAGCACACACACACUGACGCUGAGGAGUGUGAGCUCGAUCAGGCCGACCCCGAGAUGCUCCUGCGUGAGUGUGAGGAGGUUCUGAGGAAGCGACCGCCGCGGCCACAUCGAGACUUCAUCAGGACCAGAGCCAGCGCCGCACACAACCCGCAGAUCCGCGUCAUGCAGUGGAACAUUCUAGCACAAGCAUUGGGUGAGGGCAAGGACGGCUUCGUGCGCUGCCCAAUGGAGGCGUUAAACUGGGCUGAGAGGAAGUACCUGAUCCUGGAGGAGAUCCUGACCUACAGACCAGACAUCGUGUGUCUGCAGGAAGUGGACCACUACUACGACACCUUUCAGCCUGUGAUGUCCAGCCUGGGCUACCAGAGCAGCUUCUGCCCCAAGCCGUGCUCUCCGUGCCUGGAUGUGUGCGGCAACAACGGCCCCGACGGCUGCGCCCUGUUCUUCAGUCGAGAACGCUUCCAUUUGCUCCACAUCCAUCACCUGCGUCUCUCAGCCAUGUCGCUCAAGACCAACCAGGUGGCCGUCGUGGCUACGCUCCAGUGCCAGGUAACGGGGCGAGUCUUCUGCGUCGCUGUGACGCACCUGAAAGCGAGGAGCGGCUGGGAAACCUUCCGUGGAGCCCAGGGUGCCAAUCUCCUCCAGCAGCUGAAGGCCAUCUUGAGCGCACAGCAGGAAGAAGCCGUUCCUCUGUUCGUGUGUGGAGAUUUUAAUGCAGAGCCGGGCGAGGAGGUGUACCGCCGCUUUAUGAACUCUCCGCUCAGCCUCGACAGCGCGUACAGGACACUGAGCACCGACGGCACCACCGAGCCGUCCUACACCACCUGGAAGAUCCGUCCGAGCGGAGAGAGCUGCACAACACUCGACUACGUGUGGUACUCGCGCAACGGAUUCAGCGUCGACGCCGUUCUGAGCAUGCCCAGUGAGGAGCAGAUCGGCCCGGACCGCCUACCCUCGUACCACUACCCUUCCGAUCAUCUCUCGCUCGUCUGUGACUUCAGCUUCAUCCAGGAGCCCCACAGGCUCAUGUGACUGUCAAUCAAACUGCAGACAGCACAACUUUGAACAUUCCCAAACCUUUUCCUGAUCCACUGAAACAGGAAGAAGGUCUUCAAGUACCUCAACGCACAAGAGUUUCACAAAUAAAGACUCCUAGCUGAUUAAAACGGCUCAUCCGCUUUAGUUCAUUUCUGUUUUGUGCAAUAUCACUUAAUUUAUUAUUUUGUUGAGAUGAUUUCAGGACAGAUGUUCCAGAUGGUGAUGACAGUUCUGUUUAUUUAAUAGUAUGCCAUAAUUUGUCAUUGACUGCUCAGAAAAAAGAAUGUAUUUUUUUAAUGCAUAUAUAAUGCAAUUGUAACAAUGACCUUAAUAAAAUUAUUUAAUUUAUUAAACACUGUACAA
Messenger RNA from Pangasianodon hypophthalmus (striped catfish), 2070 nucleotides. RefSeq names its product nocturnin a (gene nocta). The transcript is spliced from 3 exons. The record is from RefSeq and is a predicted model, not a curated record. Gene Ontology annotation, molecular function: poly(A)-specific ribonuclease activity. Gene Ontology annotation, biological process: circadian rhythm. NCBI's taxonomy places the organism in Eukaryota, Metazoa, Chordata, Actinopteri, Siluriformes, Pangasiidae. Bases 394 to 1701 code for a protein of 435 amino acids.